Messenger RNA from Aedes aegypti (yellow fever mosquito), 2308 nucleotides. RefSeq names its product transmembrane protease serine 9. Gene Ontology annotation, biological process: proteolysis. The coding region runs from base 161 to 2206 and encodes 681 amino acids. Gene Ontology annotation, molecular function: serine-type endopeptidase activity. The record is from RefSeq and is a predicted model, not a curated record. NCBI's taxonomy places the organism in Eukaryota, Metazoa, Arthropoda, Insecta, Diptera, Culicidae. The transcript has 6 exons.
GUAAGUUGCUUUCUAAGGCACAAAUUGGAAAGUACCGCAUCUGAGUAUAACAAAUGCGAUGCGAUUCUCUUAUCUCAUAAAAUUCCAAUUACUAUCAACAACUGCAUGACCCUUCGCCAAUGCAACUGUUCGUUUAUUCUGUUUCACAUCACCGCAGAAAAUGGACCAUUUUUGCAUUCUGUUAAUACUGGCACUAGUUUUACUGUUCACACAAGAAACCUUGCAAACCAGAUCAAACGUCCGGCGUGCAGUUUCCCAAUCCAAUCGACGAUAUCAGUGUGGUGUACGGAAGCGACAAGUCGAGGGCCUCAUAACCAAUGGAUCAAACACGAAACUCGGUGAAUGGCCCUGGCAUGGAGGAUUGUUUCAUCGGAAAAAUCGUCGAUCAAGGGAGUACAAGUGUGGAGCAACAUUGGUUCACCAGAACUACGUGAUCACCGCCAGCCAUUGCGUAGUGGAUCGGGAGAGUGGCUAUGAGGUGAACGCUGGAACUGUUACAGUUGAUUUUGGAUAUGUGCAACUGUUCAGUGCUUCAAGCCACGGUCAAUCGCAUACGGUGCAGGAGAUCAUCGUUCACCCGGAGUUUGCGAAAGACAGCAAUAAGCAUGAUGUAGCGCUGCUGUCGUUGAAAACGGCUGUGAGAUUCAGUGAUUAUGUGCUUCCAAUCUGUGUGGGGUUAACCAGGUCCGAGACAAACAUCCACGACAUCAUCGGGAAGCAGGGUGUAGUUGUGGGUUGGGGACUUACGGAGGAUGAUGAGAACUCUUCGGAUCUAAAGAUUGCCAAUCUGCCCAUUGUGGACUACCCACAAUGCCAAGAAGCUGAUCCUGAUCUUUUCGGUCCGUUGAUUUAUCCAGGAAUGUUCUGUGCUGGGUCAAGAGAUGGUACGAGCGUAUGCAACGGUGACAGCGGGGGAGGAAUGUAUGUGCAAGACGGCAGAAAGUGGUUUCUGCGCGGUAUUACAUCUUUCUCGGGAGCUCGUGAGGAUGGGAGCAAUAAGUGCGAUGUGAAUAAGUAUGCUGGAUUUGUGAAUGUGCAGUACUAUGCAUCUUGGAUUCGCGAGAUGAUUGAAGGAGAAGAUGAUGAUUUAACGGUUAGUGAGUCAUCGACUCAACGAACAACCACUACAACACAACCACAACGACCAUCCAACCAAUCCAACGGAUGGCCUGUGCCGGAAUCACCCAGAGAAACCACUAGCACAUUGGAGCAUACGAAUUAUAGGCACCGAGAAUCUUACUCAUCCUGCCCCAACGGACAGCCUUGCCUCGAAAUGGAAGUAUGCAACAGAGUUCGACCCCACCGUUUCUCUCCUUCGGGCCGACCGAGCUCAACCCAGCCUUGUGAAGUCACUGAGCAUAAUUCCUUCAGAGUCAUCAAGUAUUGCUGUCAGCUUUCGGAACCCGAUCGCUACGGUGGCAUGGAAAGUCCUGGAAGACCAUACGAUCAGAAAACUCUGUGCGGGCAGCGUCAGAGCAGCUCGCAUGUCACCGUUACUCCGAAGCCAGCUUUUCCAAAUGAAUAUCCUUGGAUGGUCAAACUGAAAAACUCGCAAGAUGUUUUUGAAUGCCAAGGGGCACUUGUUACUCGAAGUCACGUCCUCAUUUCAGCGUACUGCAGACCAAGAAAUGGAAUUACAUCUGCGCGUUUGGGACGAUUCUUGAGAGGAACUAACAGGUGCCCUGAUAAUCAUUGUGUGGAAAUUGCAGUAAAAUCGGUUAUCGCUCAUCCUCGCUUCGAUGCCGAUGUCGAUUCUAGUGACCAUUCUGACUUCAAUAUAGCACUAGCCGAAUUAGCGACACCAGUUGAAAUCAGUGAUUAUAUCAACACAAUAUGCUUCCUGAACCCUGAUUCCGAAAAAGAAUUCAAAUAUUUGAUUGCAGCCGGUUGGAAAAUCACAAAUUUCAGAAAAGACAUCUCCAUUCCUCAGAGAGCGGGAUUCGACACAAUAUCGGUGACAGGGAUUGCAGACUCCGAAGCUCUUCAGCACGUGUUGAUUUCAAAUGGUCCGGCAUAUUCAAACUGGCCUCAGGAGAUGUUUUUCUCGCAAGGAACACUGCUACAAUGGGUGGAUGAUGUCAAUGGUCAGGUGGGUCUUGUUGGAAUUGCAACGCACAAGGAUACUAGUGGAAACGAGACGUACAAGUUUGCCCUAGCGGUGCCCGAAAUAUUCGAGUGGAUCCUGAGCGUAGCAGGAAAUGACUAGAGGAUCAGCUACUAGAAGGUUGAAUUAAGUGAAUAGUACAACAAUUCAAUAUUUUAAAACAAUCUACUCGUAUUAGCAAAUAAAGUAAACCAAUUUUCCGUA